AUGACUGAACUCUUCGAGAAUGCAGGUGCCGCAGUCUUGUGCGCAGGCCCUGAAAUGCCUCAUCAAGCUGUGGUGGAGUCGCUCAUUCAGUUUCGAGCAAACGCAGUUGCUGGGGAUGUCAGUCAGCUCCUCCAGCUAGCAAAUUAUCUGACAAUUCUUGGCAGCGAGCAGAAGAAAGAAAUUUCAAUCAAUAAGCUUAUUUACACAUCCGAGUCCAUGACUGUAUCGCAAAGGGAAUUUCUCAUUUCAGUUUUUGGAGAAAUCAGCAUUUGCUCAGUUAUUGGCAGCGCAGAGGCAGGGCCAUGGGGUAUCUCAAGCACAGCAUUGAUGGGCAUUUCUGAAGGGAACUAUACCGACUUCAUUAUCGAUAAACGUACUAUUUGCUUGGAGGUUAUUCCCUUUUCGGGUACGAGCAGGGAAGCACCAAAGCCUUCCUGUUCACUCACCUCGUGUGCAGAGCACGUCCCUUUAGGCCAGCCAGGUCUCCUGGUACAGACUUCCUUGCAGCGCCUACGCAAUCCUCUAAUUCGAUAUCUGUGUGGUGACGUGGGGUCUCUUCAUCCCAUGACCCCGGAAAUUCUCGCAAAGCUUCCCAGUCAGCACACCGAACAUUAUCAACUAGUUCGGAUUUAUGGUCGUGAUCAGCGCUCCAGCUUUACCUGGUAUGGCGAAUAUUUCAAUUUCAAGGCCGUUCAGUCCUUCAUGCGUAAUGAGCAAUGGAAUAUUGUUCAGUGGCAGAUCAUCCUACAGCAUGCAGAUCCCAAGGAGACGGGCAUAAUACUCGAAGUGCGAGUCCUACGCGGGCUGCAUGAAGCAGAGAGGCAUGCCAGUGAGGAGGUCCUUGCAGCAAAGAUGAGGAAAUUCUUUUGGGUUUUUGAUUUCAAUCGGGAAUUGUUUAGUUUGAGAUUUGUCUUAGAGUCAGGGGAAUUCUUACGGAGCAAGACUGGACGUAAGGUUAUGCAGUUUGUUGACUUGACAAAAUAG
Messenger RNA from Penicillium canescens, 984 nucleotides. RefSeq lists its product as uncharacterized. The record is from RefSeq and is a predicted model, not a curated record. Lineage: Eukaryota; Fungi; Ascomycota; Eurotiomycetes; Eurotiales; Aspergillaceae. Bases 1 to 984 code for a protein of 327 amino acids. The transcript has a single exon.